AUGAAUAAAGAUGAAGAAAGUGCAUUUAAAGUAUUUAUAAGAGUGAGACCAUUACUUGACAGAGAAAAUUCCCCGCAAAAUAAUAAAAGCAGGUCUCAUAAGCUGAAAAUUCACGAUUCUACUGUAAUGUCCUAUAUAGAUUUUAAUAACAGAAAAGAGGUGAAAUCAUAAAAAAAAUCAUUGUUAUACAUUUGAUAGGAUUUUUUCAGAAAAUCACAGAAAUAAUCACAUCUAUCAGGAAACGCUUUAUCCUAUUAUUGGAGGUGUGCUAAAUGGAUUUAAUGCUACUUGUUUUGCUUAUGGGAUGACUGGGGCUGGAAAAACAUUUACAAUGAUAGGCGACCCAUGCACUCAUACGAGAGAUCCGGGGUUAUCUUUAUUAGCUAUAGAGGAUUUAUUUUCAAGAUCAAAAUCCGAUAAGAACCAUAUAACAAUAAAAAUAAGUUAUUUUGAAAUCUAUAACGAAAAAGUUAUAGAUUUAUUGAAUGAAAAGUCAAGAAAUAUCUUAGUUAUCGAAGAUCCCCUAAAAGGUACCAUUCUUUCUGGUAUCAGUGAGUAUCAAAUUGAUGAUAAUCAGUAUGCUUCACAGCUAAUUCAAGAAGGCGACUCUAAAAGAGUUAUCGCUUAUACAGAUGCCAAUCAUGCAUCAACUCGUUCACAUGUCAUUCUUCAAAUAUCUAUCGAAAAGAAUUCAAAUUUUAGAAAUGUUAUCGAAGAGAUAUACCUAAUUAUAAUCAAAUCAUGACUGCUGGUAAUCGUUAUCCUAUUUUUAUAUAGAAAUAGGUAACGGCUAAUCAGUAUAAAUAUUUUAUUCAUUGUAAUGAGAUAUAAUAUAUUCCAAGCUAUUUUUAAUCGAUUUGGCUGGAAGUGAAAAAAUAUCAGCUACUGAAAGUAGAGGAGCUCUUAGGUCUAUUGAAGGUGGAAACAUAAAUCGAUCAUUAUUGGCUCUCGUAAACUGUAUUAACAUCUUAAGCGAUUCUAGAAAAAAAGGUAAAUUUGUCCCAUACAGAGAUUCAAAGCUUACUAGAAUUUUAAAAGAAGCUCUAGGAGGAAACACUAAAACAAUUAUGAUAGCCUGCAUUUCGCCUUCUCUUCAUUAUAUUGACGAAACGCUGAAUACUUUAAAGUACGCUGAGAGAGCUCGUAAAAUCAUAAAUAAAACCUCUCAAAAUAUAUCCGAAGUGGAAGCUCACGUUUCUGAGUAUAAAGAAAUCAUAUCAAGCCUCCGACAAGAAAUAGAAUUUUUGUCAAUGCAGCUCAAACGAGACGAAAGCAACUGGAAAUUGGCUUACCAAAAGACUCCAAAUAUUUCAAUAGAAGAAAAUGCUGAUGAAGAAAAAAGCUUGCAAGAAGAAAUAUAUUACGAUUUACAAAGCCAAUUGCAAGCCAACUUUGAAGAGCACUGGGAUAUUAAGAAAAACGUCAAAGAAAUUGAAGCCCUGAAUGAAAAAAAUAAAGCUCUAUUAAAAUCUGCCUUAGAAGAAAAAAAUGAUAAUAAAGAUUCAUAUAUAGCGACAAUUAAUCAAAUUAUUAAAGAAAAUGAGGAUACAAGAAAAGAGUUACUGGCAAACUUGCAUCAAAAUAUACAAGAAAAAACGAGAUUAAUGCAAUUGGCUGGGGAAUUAAAUAAAGAUAAGAAAAGAGAUAUUUUGGAGCUGCAGAUAAAAUUGAGAAGCUCUAGGAUGCAAAGACUCAAUUUGCAAGUAAGAUCAGUUUAAUUAAAUCAUAUUUAUUUUAUUCUCAUAUAUUUUCGUUUAAUAUAAGCUUAAGAUAUCUAUUCAUAAUUAGGCAUGCUUAUUCCAUUAAAUUUCGCAUAGAAAACAUGUCAUAUAAAGAGGAAAUGCUCAAAGCCAAGCAUGAAAGUAAACAAAAAGACACCAUAAUUGCAAGCUUGCAAAGCGAAAUAAUAAACUUGAAAGAGAUUAUCAAUAAAUUUGAAAUCCCAGAACAUGAUUCGCCACCUUGAACAAAGCAAGCUAAUUCUCCUGAAUUUCGAACUCCUGAGUCACACAGUUUUUCCAGAGAACUCGAAGAUCCCAAACCAAGUCUUUGCCAAUCAAAUAAAACUGUUAAGCAUGCUGCCACAAAAUUAGAGCAAGCAAGAAGCGAACGAAAAAGUCGUCAGAGGUCUCCUGCCCCUUUGUCUUCUUCAAACUCCCCAGUGAUUUAUAGAAGUAGAACCCCAAUAAAAUGCAAUAUUUCUGAUCUUGAUCAAGCUAGAACUGAAAGGAGAAGAAGCCAGUCAAGAUCUCGGCCAACCUCCCCAAAUAUAGAAACUAUCCGCUUUCUCGAAAACUACCCUAGCGAAAAAACACCUGAAGACACAAAAAUUUCACAAAAAGUUGCAGUAGCCGCUACCUCAUUAAGGUCAUUUUCACAAGUUCCAGCAAAGUCUUCAUCUCCUUCUAAGCGAGAUCAGAACUAUGACUUAAAGAUGCAAAAAGGAGCGUUCAGUAAUAUGCAUCAAGUAAAACCAAAAAGAGAACGACAACAAAGCAGCGAAGGCAGAAAUAGACUGAGAUAUACAAACAAUACCAAAAAAUUCCUGAAAGUCAACACAUCAGCACAGCUUCAAGAAAAACCAAGCCCUGCUGCAUUUUUGGCUAAAAAUUUAUACAAAUUGCUUAUGGAAAAAGACACAAGCAAGCCGGCACCUAUCCCUGGCUCUCAGCGUAGACCUGCUUUUCAUUAG
Molecule: messenger RNA, 2692 nt
Organism: Blepharisma stoltei
Lineage: Eukaryota; Ciliophora; Heterotrichea; Heterotrichida; Blepharismidae
Source: the annotation of a GenBank genome assembly